Angiostrongylus costaricensis is the source of this 483-nucleotide messenger RNA. NCBI's taxonomy places the organism in Eukaryota, Metazoa, Nematoda, Chromadorea, Rhabditida, Metastrongylidae. The record is from the annotation of a GenBank genome assembly.
AUGAUCAACGAAAGGACUGAGGAAGAUACCGAUUACCUUUGUCACAUCAAAUGUUUUAGCAAAACGCUAAAGCCACUAUUCAGCGCUCAACAUCCCGUUAUCACAAUCGAUAACCGCAUUAAAAAACUCUCAACGAAUAAAAUUGUAACAAAUAAGAUUCGCUCACCUAUCGAUGAAAGCCUUAAAGUUGAAGUGGAGAAUCUGUCGAUACGUGGUAAUGAAGGAAUUCGCAUGGAAGCCAAUGCAAUGAAGUUUUUCGGAUCUACGUCGGUUAACCUCAACACUUCGCGUGAUGGCUCGAUUCGUCUGAGCGGCGCCGUGAGGCUUGACACGUCUUCUCGUGGUCUGCCACUUUCAGCAUCUCCAGCGCUUUCAGCCUCGAUCGACGCAUUCCGUGUCUGCGUUUGCCGAGGAACACAAAACAAGUUAUUUCUCACACCUGGCAACAAACCUUGUGAAGCAAGCAACGCUCUAUGUACAUAG